GCUUUAGAAAGGUGAAUGCGGUACGUUUUUCACUAUGUCGGUCAAUACGACGAAAGUCUUCAUUCUUCUCGAACCUGUAUGUCAAAGAUCAGCAGCACGUGUGAAGAGAAUCUAUUCUUCAGCAAAACUCAGUCACUUCCAGCCGAACCAAGCAAGGGGUUUUUCUUACUUGCCCAAUUAUGACUUUUCUCAUGAGACAGAGCAGCGAUGCCGAGAAACCCUAAGUAGGACAACAGUACCCAAAGUAGCAUCCGCGGGUGUUUUGGUUACCUUAUGCAGCUUAAAAGGGGUUCCAUCGUUCCUUUAUACUUUACGGUCCUCCCAGCUACGGGGGAGACAUAAGGGAGAUGUCAGUUUCCCAGGAGGCAAACGGGAUGCUUCAGACAGGGACAUUGUACACACAGCACUGAGAGAAGCACAAGAAGAACUGGGGGUGACACUGAGUCCAGAUUUAGCAUGGGGACCCAUGAAGCCCAUCACUGAUUGGACUGGUAUGGUAAUUGUCCCGGUACUGGCCAAUAUAGGGCCCCUGGAGGAUCUGGCACCAAAUCCUAACCCAAAGGAGGUGGAGUCUCUUCUCACGCUGCCCAUUUCUCUUGCUUGUACGGACGCAGCCCGUGGGUACACAAGCUUCCGUCAGCACGGCCGUUACUCGUACACAUUACCGGUUUUCCGCCUCCUGGGAUACAAGGUUUGGGGACUCACGGCAAUGAUGACAGACUCUGCACUCUUACUGCUGCUUCCAGGCAUAUAUCGCAGUGUUCUGCAUGGAUCUCGGACUCGUUAAUAAACAUGCAUGUUACUGCUUAAUCGUUACCUACAACCUUUACCAAUUCUGAACUAUGAAUAAUCUUAAACAUUAGCAUCCUUUAAACUGCAAACACUUAUAAUGAACUUCUUAUUCACAGAAAUGAUUAAAGCAAAUUUCUGGUUUAUUAACACACAAGAUGCUACACGGUAGUCAUGCGUUAUGUAUUCUUAUAAAUAACGUCAAUUGUAAGAGCAUUAUCGUGUAUAUUCUCAGCUGCUGGCCUGCUCCCUCUUAGCCGCAUUGAAUUGUCUCAUCCGUUCCUCCAACUCUGGGCGGAAGUGACGAAU
Messenger RNA from Spea bombifrons (plains spadefoot toad), 1098 nucleotides. It is a transcript of the gene NUDT8, whose product is annotated as nudix hydrolase 8. NCBI's taxonomy places the organism in Eukaryota, Metazoa, Chordata, Amphibia, Anura, Pelobatidae. The transcript is spliced from 5 exons. The record is from RefSeq and is a predicted model, not a curated record. The coding region runs from base 35 to 787 and encodes 250 amino acids. Gene Ontology annotation, molecular function: coenzyme A diphosphatase activity.